CGGGGGUCAGAAGUUUCUGAAAAAAAGUAGCUAUUGAUCCUUUGCACACGGCGUUGAACACCCCAAAGUGCGCCACUCAGCUGCGAGCCAUCUCUGAUAGCUCAUUUCCCUGUGAGCACAUCAGCUCGUACAUUUCCGUUGUUUCGGUGUCGCUUAAAGAUCUGAAUACGUUCUGUGGGCUGACAUGAAGCCAGCAGUGGUUCUGCUGGGCCUUGUCCUCCUGCUGGCCACCACCUUUGCUGCAGAGGAGUCCUGUGCAGGUCGCUGUGGCUCCUUCGACUCGAUGCUUUCUCGAGGGGACACCUUUGAAGAAGUUCUGGAAACAGGGACAAAACAGACUGAGCUCACCACCACCCUCACACCAACCGCAAACACCGUGGUGCCGACAGCUCCCUCCUCUCCGACCCCUCCGCUCACCACCCCCCCUGAUGUCGGCCCGAGCGUUGACCCCGACGCAGCGCCCUGCAGUGGUCAGCCAUUCGAUGCCUUUCUGCAGCUGAAGAAUGGCUCCAUCUAUGCGUUCAGAGGUGAAUAUUUUUUUGAACUGGACGAAAAAUCCAUACUUCCUGGUUACCCCAAACGUAUCCAGGAUGUGUGGGGGAUCUCUGGGCCCGUCAGUGCUGCCUUCACACGUGUGAACUGCCAAGGAAAAUCCUACAUCUUUCAGGGGAAUAAGUACUGGAGAUUUGAUGGUGAUGUUUUGGACGAGGACUACCCACGAGAUAUUUCUGUUGGUUUUGAGGGCAUACCCAAUGAUAUCGAUGCUGCCUUCGCCGUACCUGCGCCAAAUCACCGUGGAAGGGAAAAAGCCUACUUUUUCAAAGGUGAUAAAUACUACCUGUAUGAAUUUAGGAACCAGCCUACCCAUGAGGCAUGUGUCCAGAUGACCAGGUCCUCCCCGUCUGUGCUGUUCACUCAAUACACAAACUUGUUUUGCGAUCACACCCUGGAGGAUCUCUUCACAGAGCUUUUUGGAGGCUCCUUCGCUAGCCACGACAUUGUCCCUCGCUUCAUCAGCAGAGACUGGCAGGGCAUUCCAGUCCCUGUGGAUGCUGCUAUGGUUGGACGGGUGCAUCUCACUCCCCAGCCCACAGCACCCUCUCCUCCAGCGACGAGGAGGCGGAGCAGCAGGAGGAGGAGGCCCAACAGGAGGCGUAGCCGGCCGAGACAUAGUCGCUCCCUGUUUGAUGAUUUGUGGCUCCAUGACGACUGGUUUGACAUUGGUGAUGACUACAGUGACAUAAGCGACCUCACUGAUGUAACCCCUAAAGAAGAGUACAAAAGAGCCCCAAUUCAAAAUGUCUAUUUCUUCAAGAGAGAUAAGUACUACAGAGUGUCUCUCCAGACAAAAAGGGUGGCUGCUGCAUUCCCUUCUUACCCCCGAUCGAUUGCAAAGUACUGGCUGGGCUGCGAACAUGAACAGGCACCUGAUGCAUCCAGGGCAGAGAAGAAAUAGGCCUGUGGCAACGCAGAAAACUUCAUCUAUAGUUUUAAACCUAUAAACUUAAAACUGCUACUGCAUGUGGUUAAUAGUAGGCUUAAUUCCCCAGUAAUACUUGUUUGUUAGAUGAACUAGAUUUACACAUGAUGCAAUGCAUUUUACCUCUAAGUGUUGUGUAUACUUUUAUUCUCUACCUGAAACUAAUUCAAACCUCAAUUUUAGCGGUCAGAUCCUUUACACCACCAAUAUAUCUGAGAUGCUGUUCAAAAACUUCCCAUAAAGUUAUAGUAGUGCAUGUAAGUACAUUUACCCUCACAUACAGAUAUGAAUGUAUACAAUGCCUCAGUUAUACAGUGUUAUCAUUCUGCAUCCUAAAAAAAUAAACUACUACUGCACUGUGACCCUG
Molecule: messenger RNA, 1847 nt
Organism: Menidia menidia (Atlantic silverside)
Lineage: Eukaryota; Metazoa; Chordata; Actinopteri; Atheriniformes; Atherinopsidae
Source: the annotation of a GenBank genome assembly